Molecule: messenger RNA, 369 nt
Organism: Anisakis simplex (herring worm)
Lineage: Eukaryota; Metazoa; Nematoda; Chromadorea; Rhabditida; Anisakidae
Source: the annotation of a GenBank genome assembly
AUGGUCUUUAUGAACACCCUUAACUUCGGUACCAUCGAAAAAGCAGUGCAAUCCGGUGAUGUGGAAACGUUGAAAUCGUCUCUGCAGAACUGCAGAGAUGCAAAUUUGGAAUUCAUCGAAUAUUAUCUGAUCAUACUGCAAACGAUUACGAUCACAGAGGAGACAACAAUUGAGGAAAUUAUAGAAAUUAUUAGAAGAGUGAAUUUGGCUGUGCUUAAAGCGAAACAAGACGCUCAAAAAGCCGCAAAUUUGAAUCGUCUUCUGUUGAGAGCCGAGAGAAAUUAUGCAAAAGAUGCGUUGAAAGAAGAUUGGAAAGAUAAAGUGAUUGUGGACUAUUUGAGCGAUUACGUGAUGCGUCUCGAGCAAGAG